UGCUCAACCCGAAAGCAGAAGCCAGGCAACCUGGAAAGUCUAUUUGCAGCCUGCUCCAAUAAUACAGCAGUCAAUGCCUGAGACGGUGUUUGAUGCGACGGAAAGAAUCAGGCCUUGUGUAUCUGCCCCAAACGGUCAAAACAACAGUUUAAUCAACCGAAUAAGACAAAGUGCCAGAAGAAAACCGCCUCCUGCCCCAUUAAGUACUGAUUUUGGAGCUGAAGAUGAUACACCGACAGACACACUUUGUGGGGUAAAUGUCAGGACUUUCAUUGUAUCAGCUUCAGAUACUCUUAGUGAAAUUGAAAGUUUGGGUGCUUUAGGAUUCUCACUUGGAAGUUGGCGUAAGAGCAGUAGUAACAAGAGCAACAAUAGAAAUUAUUCCCACCACAAAAAGAGCAUUUCCGCCUUGGCAAUGUCCACAACUUCAGCUAUUAUGGAUAGUGACUGUGGACAACAUCGUCCCGUGGGGAACAGUUCUUCCCUAGGUACACUUACAGGUCUCUAA
Meloidogyne enterolobii is the source of this 508-nucleotide messenger RNA. Lineage: Eukaryota; Metazoa; Nematoda; Chromadorea; Rhabditida; Meloidogynidae. The record is from the annotation of a GenBank genome assembly.